CGCCGGGCCCGCCCCUCGCCGGGGCCGCAUCUAAGUAGUCGCUACCGCCAGCUCAGCGGCUCGGACUCACGGACGCGGCUCGCUAUCAGUUAGCCGCACGAAAGCCGACUCCGGGCGUCGCCAUCCGCACGCCCGCUGCCCGCCGCCCGGUUCAUCCAUGAGCUCAGAUUUCCCACAUUAUAACUUCAGGAUGCCUAAUAUUGGAUUCCAGAAUCUGCCUCUCAACAUAUACAUUGUGGUUUUUGGCACUGCUGUGUUUGUCUUCAUCCUUAGUUUACUCUUCUGUUGCUACUUGAUUAGGCUGAGACAUCAAGCACACAAAGAAUUUUAUGCCUACAAACAGGUUAUAUUAAAAGAAAAAGUAAAAGAACUUAAUUUACACGAGCUCUGUGCUGUGUGUCUUGAAGACUUCAAGCCUCGAGAUGAACUGGGGAUUUGCCCAUGUAAGCAUGCCUUCCACAGAAAGUGCCUUGUUAAGUGGCUGGAAGUCCGGAAGGUGUGUCCCCUGUGCAACAUGCCGGUGCUGCAGCUGGCCCAGCUGCACAGUAAGCAGGACCGUGGCCCCCCUCAGGAGCCCCUCCCGGGGGCAGAGAAUAUUGUAUAGCUCACUGCAAGGACCAGACUGUUGCUGGACACAUCAGUAUGGAGCCAGAAGGAACACAAGCAGACUCCGUUUUGGCUGCUCUCUGCCUGGGGCACCCACUGUCACUUCCUUUGCCUCAUAAAGAACUCUCGAGCCAGGCAAGCUGAAACCCUAGGCAUCUGGAUCUUGUGACAACCAAAGCACCCUGAUAUCACCCUAUGCCAAAAGGAGUGGAUGAACCUGCAGGUUUGGUGUCAGAAGUUUCCUGAGCAUCUCCUGUGUCUCCCAGGCACCUCCACAUCAAGCAAAAGGGAAGAUAAGCACAGGUGUUAGAGACCAGAACUGUGAAUGGGGCUUUGAUGCCACCCCCACCUGUGGACCCAUAAGCUGCUGUGCAGACUUGACAGCCUGUUGUUGCCACAUGUCCUCUUGGCACCCCGAGUCAAGUGAAGCCAGUUGUUCCAUCAGCUGAAGCACAACUGGCUGCCAGGAUUUGGUAAGGCAGCCCUGCAAGGCUUUUUGGGUUCUGUUCUUUUAACCAGGUCAUCUUGGAACCUGAAGACUUUGGAAACAACAGCAGCAGAACCCCUGCCACAUGUGCCAGUUCAUACUUGCUGUCAAAUCUUCCAAGUUGAAGCUAUUGGAAACACUUGGAAAGGCCUGGUCAAGAGCCAUUUCUCUUCUGUUUGCCCUCCUAGUCAUCAGUAAGACCCAGCAGGAGCUUAACCCUGAACCUCCACUGUCCUUGUGUAACCCAGGGGCCAGGGUACUGCUCAAGAACACAGUGUAGUAGGAUUCCAUUACAGCUGCUGGCCUCUGCCCGCUGGCUAAGGAGUCUCUGGCCCUCAGAUGGCUCCAAAGAGCAAAGCCAGUCCUCACCCACCAGGAUGGCCAGGGCAGACACUCUGGCUUCUCUCCUCCUCUCCUUGGCUCUUUUUCUACAUAAGAAAAAUGUCUUACUGCAUUUUAAAACAUGUAUCCCAAAUAAGCUCGCUGUAAUUCGGAAGCCAGUGAGCCACUUGGAGUUGUAAAUAGUGUGGGGAAGCUCCUGCAUGGCCGGCCUUCGGUUGGCGUGGCCCUCGGUUCUGUGACUUGAGAGCCCGAACAGAAGGUGUUUUAUAGGGAAAUGCAUGUUGCUCUUUGGCUCUUCCUGUCCACCUGUUCCAGCGAUAACUGCCUCCAGUGGGCUUCGUCAGCACUGUGAGCUCGCUGUGUAAAGCACAGACUAUCCUCACACAGCUCGCUCUGCUCCCCCUCCCCUUGUCACAGCAGUGCCACUGCAAUGUCACCUGCUCUGCUCAGCUUCAUCCCACAGGAAGUCCACUCAGGCAUGGAUGUGGAGGGCUUUGCUCCCCUGCUCUUGGAUUCUACCAAAUCUUAGAAUGAGUGGGGACCUGCCCUUUGCCUCCAGUAGCUGGGAUCAGUUGAGGAUGAAAAUUUCUAUUCGUCUAGAAAGUGCAAUGGGAGCCAAGUUGUGGCAGUAUACAUCUGCAGUCCCAGCUAAGACAGGCAGGGUCACAGGUUUGAGACCAGACUUGGCUUCAUAGUGAGAUCCUCUUGCAAAAGGGGACGGCAGGGGUGGGAAUAGGGGCUCUUGGCAGAGUCCAUUUGGAAAAUUACAAAUCCAGUUGGAAAUAAGCUGUUCCCAGUGUGCUGUUUGUGACAGGCCAGCUGGAUUCCUGUACAGGGCAAGGGAGUGUAAAACUUUUUCUUUGAGCGCCUUAGCCUGACUGAUCCCAAUAAUUCAUACCUAUGUCCCUGUUUGUAGUACCAGAGUCAAAUGCCCACACUCCGUUUACAGUGAAAUGUUUUCAAGUGACCAAUGCCAGAAGUAGGCUUCUCCUGGCUUAAUUUUAUUAUAGGCUAGCAUCUAGCAUUUCAUAUUGCAUAACUGGAUACAAUAAGGAAAUCCCCCCUUAAAGAUUUCCAUAUGAUUGAUACUUUAAAUUAUUGCUACUCACAGCUUUCAUAGAAUCUUGGCCUUUAGCUUUAGCUGCAGCUUUUCCCAUCCUUGGGCUCAACUGCUCAAAAGCCAGCAUCACCAAAGCCUCGUAUUUCUAGAGGCAAAAUUGCUCAUCAGAUUUUCAGAUAAGUUGAAGUGGUUGGUAUGCAACUUGAAUAGUCAGGAGUAUAGGAAGAAUCGUGGGUGCUUUGCUCUGCUCCCCCUGAAUGAGGUCCCCUAACCUUUUCUGCUCAGACACUCUUACUGUGAUUUCUUCCUAAAGGGCAUUCCUUGGGCUGGAAGCUGCAGCUGCAAAGUGUGUUUCUCAUCUCCCUUGUCCACUGCUCCUACUUCUGGUUCCUGCCAGCCACAGCGACCCACUAUUUGCUCCUGAUGUCUGGGUCCCUGACCAGUGCUCCCUAUGUAUCUUCAGCAUUGGCCGAGUCAUACUCAGGCCCAAACGUGCAAUGAGAUCACCCUUUCCACAUCACUUCCUAAGUUUCUGGUAACCUUUUUGUGUGGGGUGUGUGAGGGUUUGGGACUCAGACCACUGGACUCUCAUUAAGUGUCUUUAAGUAGCUGGAGGAUGGGGUGUCACUUGUGGGCUGUAGUGUUAGAAAUGGAACAAAACCUAACUACCCUACCUGGGUCACUAACAUACAAGAAAUUGACAUCUGCAGCUUUUCUUUGCCAAGUAUAAUUUAGUUUGGUCUAUUCCUGAUCAUUAAGGAUCUUUUAACAUGUACUUGCCUAACCAGGAAGUAGAACAAAACAGCCAAGUAGGGACAGGUAGCCUCUGGGUGAGAUCUGUGCUGAGGAACAAGGGGCCUCCCACCAUUGCCAAAUACUAUUCUUGACAAGACUUGACAAAAAGAUCUUUCCCAUGGCGUUGUUCCAAAGCAUGCUCUCUCUAACUUAGACCAGCCAGUCUAAGCUGUGCUGAAUAUCUACAGCACUUACUUUCUGGGAGUUUGAAAUAUCUAUAGAAGUUCUUGAGAGCUCUAUGCAGAAGUGCUUGGACUAGUUUAAAUUGGCCGCUUGUUCUUUUCUGCAGGUCAACCUCUCAGACCCUCCUUCCCUUAGCCCCCACCUAGGAAUUGUAGCAAGGUUCCUAGAUAUCUGCCAGUCCAGUCUGGUAGGCAUGGGCAUGGGGGUGCAGGAGCUGCUGACAGCACCUAUCUUCCUGGUCAAACUCAGGAACUUCUGAACUAUGGGACUUCCCCUGGCUACACCACAAUCACUUUUUGAGACAGAUUCUAUAUACUCCUGGUUAUCCUGAAAUUGUAUAGACCAGGCUGGCCUCAAAAUCAGAAAUCCAGCACCUUCUGCCUCUGCUGUUAUUAAAGGCAGAGGACCAUGUCUAGCCUCCACAUUGAAAUCUUGACUUGCUCAGUCUUCCUUGAAUAAGUAAUCCUUCACAAAAUUCACACAUCACAAUAGUUGCCUUCCUUGCAAAACUAUCCCAUGAUCACUGGAUUCCUUUUUGUUUCUUUAGUCUCUUUUUAUGGGACUGUGUUGGGGUGGGGGGUUAUUUAUACAGAAAGCCAACCCAGAAGUGCAUCGUGUAUGAAAGGUCAGUCUGAAGUAGAGGUUUUUGUAUUUACAUUCCGUUUUAAAUGGCUUCCUUCACAGAUCCAUCCUGUACCCCUAAAACAGGAGAGCUGCUUUCCCUACCCUGUCCAGGAUGACAAAGCUUCCCCCAGCCCUAAACAAUCUCUCUAGGUGCCAGGACCAGCAGCAGCCACCUUCCUCCUCCUGAGUUGGUGCCAGUAUUUUUGGAGGCAGGAAAGCAUGUAUUAAGGUAAAGGUUUCCUAAGUCCCCAGGACUAACAGUCAUUAAGUGUCUGCAAAUGAGACAGAAAGCAGCAAAUACUCCCUACAGAAUUCUCCCACCCAACUUUCAUUUUUGCCCUCUCCCCUUCUAAGGUAAAAAUUAAAGCUGUCUACUACAGGCAGCCAGUGAGGGAGAAGGCAGACCUGUGCCUUGCUCUCCAGUAUCCACCACCCAAGGCCUUCCCCACUCACCUGCUUCCCUGCAGCCCAAGCAGCUCACCCAGGAUAAACAUUGACAAGUGGAGACCCACCCCUUUGGCACUUCAUGGAAUAUCUAGCCUGGUUAAUCUUCCCCUGCAGCUGUUAAGAACCUCCAGAGGGGCUGGAGAGAUGGUUCAGUGGCUAAGACACUGGCUACUCCUGCAAUGACCCAGGUUCAGUUCAUUAGAACCCACCUUGUGGCUCACAGCUUCAAUCUGUAACUUCAGUUCCAGAUUUGGCAUCUGAGUGUACCCUGUUCAAACAUGUACAUGCAAGGAAACACUCAUACACAUAAAAAUAAAUUUUUAUUUUUUAAAAAUUAUUUAAAAAUGGGGCCAUCAAAGUAUUUAACUUAAAUCUUUGAGGUAGGGACCUAAAAUGCCAGGUAAAGGUUUUUUAAACAAGACUGGGUUCACUAAAUUGAACACCUGUCAGCUUUCAGGUUCAGCUUUAGAAUCCAAAUUAUUUCAAGAUGCUUUUAUUCCAGUUAGUUCCAAAUUCUUAGUUCCUUUGUUCAUAGGAUCAGGGAACGCUACCCCUGCUGUUUCAAAGACCAGAUGUAGCUCAGAUCAUGACCUCACCAGUGUUAGGGGACUUGUGUGGUUGAAACCUCACUGUCCAUGCCUCUCUUAGGCUGUGGUGGAGGCUGUGACGGCUUAGAGCCAUUGCCUCUAGGUCUGCUGACCUGUGCAGGAAAGUGGAGGAGUGGCACUUUAGUCUUGUAGUUUAGCCCCAUGGGGCUCAUUUACUAGAUACAACUCCCUCAAAAAGGUUUAUGAAAUGCUGAGCCUCAGGUUUCAUAGACGUGUUUGUACACUAAGAAUUCUGCAGCAGAAUAUUUUUAAACAUUGGUUUUUGUAAGCUAUAUUUUUGUAUAUUUAAUUGCUAUUUUAAAACUUUAAUGCAUUUUUUGCUAAUCACUUGUUUAAAAAUAAAACAUGCAUGUAAUCGA
This is a messenger RNA of Apodemus sylvaticus (European woodmouse), 5511 nucleotides long. RefSeq names its product ring finger protein 24 (gene Rnf24). Gene Ontology annotation, molecular function: zinc ion binding; ubiquitin protein ligase activity. The record is from RefSeq and is a predicted model, not a curated record. Gene Ontology annotation, cellular component: endomembrane system. Bases 158 to 604 code for a protein of 148 amino acids. The transcript is spliced from 6 exons. NCBI's taxonomy places the organism in Eukaryota, Metazoa, Chordata, Mammalia, Rodentia, Muridae.